GAUAUCUUUCAAUUGAACGUGAAACCCCAAAAAGCACAUAAGCACAAUAUCUGAAUCAAAAAGAUUAGUUUUAUUGAAAUGUUUCCAGGUUAAAGUAUGACCUAAAAUCUGUUAAUAAAUAGUCCAGAAAUGCUCAGUCUUCUCGAUAUCUCUUGGCAACACUGUCGUUCGAUUAUGAUCGAUUGAUCGGUCAUAUGCUCUCUUCCCAUGUACCGGAGAAAGAGAGUAAUACCACAAGAACUAAUUCGAUUUGUUGGGAUCGCCAUCAGUGGAUCGUGUCUGCCGAAAAUUUAGCAUUAUCAUUGACAGUUACGAUCGGUCCGGCAACUUCGGAUCUUGCGGGCCUGGUGUUAGUGCAUGUUUGGAUGAUGAUGCGAAUGGAAGUGUUUACGUUGCUCGCCGCCGUACUAGUUUUUCUAGUAACCACAACUUGCUCGGCACCCGGAGCUGAUCUGUUUGGGUACAAGGAAGAUCCAGAAGAUAAUCCUUAUCGAGUGAAUGCUCAGAAUCGGACACCGAUCUACAUUCCCAAUCAUUGUGGCGAAAACGAAAUUUUAUAUCCCGGAGACCGUGGCGAUGAUUGGGUUUGUGACUGCCGUCCAGCGCACGUAUAUCAUCCGGUGACACGUAGUUGCUAUCCUCUAUAUACCAAAGCUUAUUGCGAAAAAGGGCAGUAUGUCGAGAUUCCAAUUGGUUCUAAGCUACCUCAGUGCAUCAAUAAUAUCUGCAAGGAAAAGGAAGUUCCGUACAACGGAAAGUGUGUUCUGCUAAACAAAAACAAUGAGGGAUUAUGUCCAACAAUUCAGCGAAUCCGACAUGUAAUCGGUGUCAACGAAACUACUCUGCAGCUAGGUUGCAUUGCUCAUGCCCCGAUCGAUCUGAAACGAGUGACGUCGCAACGUGGAGACUACACCACUAUCGGAGAACAGACGGUACUAACCAAGGAGGGAACGGUAUUAUUCCUAGCAGCAACCAAGUGCGCCCCUGGAUCAGCUGCUCAGACUAACGGUACUUGUGAAGCGUGAUGUGAUUAGCGGAAGCGACACCAUCAUACAUUUUGUUUGAUUCUGUGGAGUUUUAAUUGAAAAAAAAGUUUUGAAGAGACAUGAAUAAAUGAAUAGCCGGAUUUUUAAUAAAUUGUUGGAUACGAUAAAUACAUAU
This is a messenger RNA of Malaya genurostris, 1161 nucleotides long. RefSeq lists its product as uncharacterized. The transcript is spliced from 3 exons. The record is from RefSeq and is a predicted model, not a curated record. NCBI's taxonomy places the organism in Eukaryota, Metazoa, Arthropoda, Insecta, Diptera, Culicidae. Bases 195 to 1025 code for a protein of 276 amino acids.